Molecule: messenger RNA, 3202 nt
Organism: Chelmon rostratus (copperband butterflyfish)
Lineage: Eukaryota; Metazoa; Chordata; Actinopteri; Chaetodontiformes; Chaetodontidae
Gene: haus6
Product: HAUS augmin-like complex, subunit 6
Exons: 16
Coding region: 294-2732 (812 amino acids)
Biological process (GO): spindle assembly
Cellular component (GO): HAUS complex; mitotic spindle microtubule
Molecular function (GO): microtubule binding
Source: RefSeq, a predicted model, not a curated record
GUUGUUGCUGUUGCGUUUUCGUGUUUCUUACCAAAUACUGGAAUAAAUAUGAUCUCAAACAUUUCGUCAGUGGACUUAAUCUUCUGACACUUGUAACGUUAACUGUUCCACGGCAGUAUAUUAACAGUUUGGUGAAUCUAUGUUGACAAACUCAAAAGAAUUUCGAAAGCUAACUAAGUUAGCUAGCCGUAAACUUUGUAGCUAGCAGCUAAAGCUAGCCGGCUAGCUUUUAAAUAUUUGGCCAGUCUGGCUUUCAUCGUACACUGUCACACUGCUUCUUUCAUCUCGGAAUAAUGGCGACCCCGGCGUUGUUGCAGAAAAAGAAAGGGAAAUAUCUUUGGUUUGCUCUUCUCGGACUUGGAUUUCAACCAGACACCGCAGUUGCCGGCAAAAUCAACAUAAAUGUCAAACAUAUCAACCUGGGACCGAAUAUGUUUGACAAACCAAACAAGGAUGCCUUCUACAUAGUAACCCAUUUCCUGUUGGAUAAACUCAACCCGACGCGAUUCAGUGAGGCGUACAGGUACUGUUGGCCUGUGUUGGACCACAAAGCAGAUGCUGAGUUCCGUAAAGUUACGUGUGCCUGGCUGCGAGAAAUAAUGGAAACUGCAAAUGCAGGGUCCAAAGUGGUAGCAUCCUUAUUCCUCUCACCCGGAGGCCCCAAGUUUAUCAGCUUGAUGCUCCAUUUGGCUAAUCAUGUUAUGCUGCAGGAAAUGAAGACAUUCACUACAGAUGACAGCUGGGUUCCUGAGGCUGCAGCGAUGCCUGCUUCCUCCCUGGACAUGGCAGUGAAGAGACUGACCCUGGUCAACACCAGGUUUUUGAAAGCUGCAGUGGACCAGGAUCAUUUUCUCCAAGAUUACCAGAGACGAGCUCAGCUCCUGGUAAAGUCUGUGAAGGACAUCAGAGCAGAGGGUGCCAAGUAUGAUGAACUGAUCAAGCGUCACAGCAGUGAUUCUACGCAGGAGGGAGCUUCUCCAGCUGAGAAGGCCAAAAAGGUGCGCUCCUUGUGGUCGGCCAUUGACGGAAUGCUGUCAACAACCCAAGAGGAGCAGCAUGCAGUGGGAAGUGUGUUGAAGGGGGAUGUAGAUCAAUACAUCCUGGACGGGACUGACAGAGUCCUCAAAAUUCCCCGGAGUCUGCUGGAGAGAAUUGAGCAGCUUCCACAUCAGUUGAGUUCAGGGAAUGUGUAUGAGGCUGGCCAGCUGAACCUCCUGUGUGUGUUGGAGCUGAUGAACCAUGCGCUGCAGCUCCUGAAGGAGGAGCGUUGUCGGGUUUCUCAUGCCCCCAAACCCCAGCUCAGUCCUCAGCACCUGCAGGAGAAAUGCCAGCAGAUGGCCCGUGUGUUGCAGAACCUUCACCUCACCAGAGAGAAGAUUUCUAAGGAAGGAAUUCCUGAACUCAGGAGUGCCAUCAGAGAGUUGGAGGCUGAGUGGGACAGGAAGUGGAUGGACACCCUGAAAGACACACCCCUGCUGUCGUUUCUGAAUGAAGAUCCUGCUCUUGGCUUCCUCUCACCAAUGGCUCCUCUGUCUUUUGAACCGGCGGCUGAGGCCAGUUACAGAAGUAGUGUUUUCUCCCAGUACCCUGCAACGCUUCUUGAGGAGAAGCCUGCAGAGAAUAAAUCACAGGAGGUCAUCCAGCCUAGUUCUUCGAAACUGAAGAGCUCUUGGCAUGCAACAGCUGAGAGGACUGAAAGCCCCGUUGUCACCACUGAAGCAUUAUCACAAGCGAAUACCUCUCUUGACUGGCUUUUCGACACGCCUCCAUCGCCUCCUCUUAAGGCUCCAUCGGUACCAGCACCUCUAGCCAGUGUGAGGAAGACAACCCAUGUUCAUCCAAAGGCAUCUACCAUGAAGUCCAAGACUCAGAUAUUAGACAUGGAAUGUGAUAACCUCGCUGAUCAGUUCGCAGAUGCUGUAACUACAACCAGUCCCACAGAAGGCAGGGUCAAAGGUCUGGACCUGGAGGGCCUUCUCAGUACUCUUCAUGGUGAUCCCUUCUCCACUAGAAAGCAGCUGCCACGCACACCAGAGAGCUUGAUUAAGGAUGUGAGGAGCUCCUGGCGAAAGGCACUUGAGGAAGACAAAUCGGGGAAAAUUGGGCAGUCAGUCAAGUUUAAUGACAGUGUAGUAGGGCGACUUUCUCCGCUCUAUGUAUCAAAUGUGUUGCUGAGCCCCGAUGCUCCCUCCCAGAGCGUUUCCUGCAGUAUCACCCCCACUAUCAAGAGUCAAAGCAGCCCACCUGUCAGCCAGCAGGGGGUCUUACUCAAAUCCACUCUGCUGUGGGACACCUUCAACACAGAGGCCCUUGACAGCCCGAGUGGCACGGGCAGCAGUGCGGUCCAGUUCAGCCUCGACCACGAAACCCUCCCUGAAAUGUCCAGCUGUGACAGUCUGCUGAGCCUCGACGAUGAAGCGGUGGAUAUGAAGAGUGAAGACGAUGAUGAGCUCCUCAUCCCCCCCCACCAUCCUGGUCGGACCCAGCAGGCGUGCAGCGAUGGCUCCUUCAUGGAAAGCAGGGAGAAGACACCUGAGUGUCUUCUGUUGGAUCACAAGGUUUGUGGUUUGGACAGAGACUGGCUAAUGGAGCCUGUAAAGCCAGUGGAAGCCACAGACAAGGUCUUCUCACUGGACCUAGACACACUGGAGACACCUUCACCUCCAAAGAAGCAGGAGUACAGCCUCCCAAAACUGAUCACAUUUUCCCCACUUGAUGACAUGAAAUGUUAAUUACAUUCAUAUGAAAAACACAUUUCAGCCUUGACUGCCUUGAACUAUCUGCCCUAAUACACAUGUAGCCAAUAUUUGUAUGUAAUUAUGAAAUAACCUACUUCUGCCACACUCUAAAUUAGUCCUGUUUGUUUUUAAUUUAAAAUAAGACAUGCUGCUAAUAAAAUAGUGAAAUGUGGUUCAUUAAAUUUUAACUUGUGUGUACAUAAAGAUUGCUAACUUCAAAGUGUCAUUAAUGUGGAAUUUGUCAUUGUCCAGUCUUAAUGUUGGGUAGCAGGAAAGUGUUUUGAAUCCACUGUAUUUGUGAAAGGCUGGUCUGCCUCUUACUGUUAAUAUUUACAUUGCACUAUUAGCAUUACAUCUUUACAGGAUGUUAAGUUUCCUUGACGGUAUAUGACCACAAUACGAUAGGAACCAGGGUCAGCCAGGCUGAUGAAAGAAUUUACUGAAUGUUUGAUUAAACAUUUGGA